This is a messenger RNA of Pipistrellus kuhlii (Kuhl's pipistrelle), 2798 nucleotides long. It is a transcript of the gene COPRS, whose product is annotated as coordinator of PRMT5 and differentiation stimulator. The transcript has 4 exons. Gene Ontology annotation, molecular function: histone binding. The record is from RefSeq and is a predicted model, not a curated record. Lineage: Eukaryota; Metazoa; Chordata; Mammalia; Chiroptera; Vespertilionidae. Gene Ontology annotation, cellular component: nucleus. The coding region runs from base 65 to 625 and encodes 186 amino acids.
GCAGCCGGGCCAGCGCGUCACGUGGCCGCGCGGCGUCCAGGGCGCGGAGCCGGGGCCGCCGGGCAUGGACCCUCAGACCGCCCGGGCCCUGGCGCUGGGGGCCGCGGAGCCGCCUCGGGGCCUGCCCAUGGCGAGCGCGCGGGAGUCGCCCCCCAGCCCCGAGCAGGCUGGCUUUGCCCCACAUGACCACUCCGGCCAGGAGAAAGAAACUGAGAAAGCCACCGAUCGACUAGCCCGUGGAGCACAGAGCAUCGCUAAUGGUGGUCCAGCCAGCAAUGAGGGCGUCCAUUCGGAAGAGGAAGGCUUUGCUAUGGACGAUGAAGACUCUGACGGGGAACCGAAUACCUGGGAGCCGUCAGGAGGGGUGUCCAGCCAUCUGCCCAGGGAGCAGGCUGCCGACCUUCUUAAUGAGGACUGGGACUUGGAGUUGAAAGCGGAUGAAGGGAAUCCGUAUGAUGCUGAUGACAUCCAGGGCUGCAUUCCUCAGGAGGCCAAACCGUGGGUGUGCUGUGCCCCGCAAGGAGAGAUGGUCUAUGACCCCAGCUGGCACCAUCCGCCUCCGCUGAUACCCCAUUAUUCCAAGAUGGUCUUUGAAACGGGACAGUUCGAUGACGCCGAAGACUGAGGGCGCGGCUUUUUGCCUGCCAGGUACAUGGGUCUUGAAGAUGAAGUCUGUCUGCUCUCUGAGGUGAGAGGUCCUCUCUGAGGAAACAUUCCCCUUGCUGCCUGGGCCAGGCACACAGACUGGUGUCCAAAGAGGUCCCACUGUCCCCUGCUUCUGCUUCUGCUGUUGCUGUUGUUGUUCACGAGUGUGUCACCUCUUUAGAUGUGUGUGUGUGUGUGUGUGUUUCUGCGUUAGGAGGAAGAGUUGUGUUCUUUAUAAAUAAAGGUAGAAAAAAAAUCGAUGUGCUUUUUGUCUAUUUUUCGUCCCUCGCAACCCCCCAUUUAAUUAGAGACUUGUGAGAAACGUUGUAUUCCUUCAUGCGAAGCCCCUGGCUUACAUGUAAGGAUGGGAGUGCCUGGAGCCUUGAAACUACUCCGGGACAGAAAAUACUCUCCCCGUUCUGCUUCUGCAGAUCUGGCACAAACGUUGGCGACUGUGGCUGAUUUCUUUUCCUGCCGAUGGGAAGUGGACCAUUUGCUUAGUCAAGAAGGACUUUCUGAAGGCUGGAAAGUUAAAUGGCAGACUAAACCAGCAAUUGUAUAACCCUCAGUUGGCCUGAAAGGAUUUAAAAAUGGUUUUCCAUGUGUUUCAAUGCUUACAAUUACUUAACCAAGUCACCGUUUAAAAAGAAAAAAUUCACCUCACUUUAGAGAUGAAGAAAAGACUCAAAACGUCGACCUUGUCAUUAUCACACAGCAGGAGCCGGCAGCGCUGGGACUGACCCAGGUGACGGGAAGCCUGUGCUCGGGGUUGGUCCUGUGUGUGUGAGAGCCCAGAGGCGGGGCCUGGGCCGGUCCGCGGUGCAUCGGACCCAGCCACAUUGGCCUUUUGGCAGGCUGAGGCAUUGCUUCUCACCUCCCCGCCUUCCGACAGAAGCUGAAUCAAGAACAAGUUUCAGAUCUGAAGUCUGAGUCAACUCCACCGCAGUCAAAGGCACAUACAGUCAUUUCAUCCGCUUUUUUCAGAGGCGCCACCAAGAGCGGACCAAGUGGGACCCGAGGAAAGGCCGUGGUUUUGACUGAGGGGCCUCAGGCCCAGGCCGUCCUAGGGAGACGGGGGUCCCCCCCUGUCCUUGCUGAAGGGACCGUUGCAGGCCCUGUCCCCACUGCUCUCUCCUCCCAGUGCCGAGCUGGCCGGACGGGCGUGACCAGGAGGGUGUCUGGUGUGACCAGGUGACCUUGAGAAACUGGUGGUGGGAUUGCUGAGCGGAAAGGCGGUGGUCCUGUUGGGUUCCUUUGGCCCAUGUGUGAGCUGGAACAGUAAAAAAGCGGGAGUCCCAGGUGAGGGGAGGAGGGCGGGGAGAAAGUGGUCUGAAAAGCGCCCAAGCAUGAGUGAUGGCAGAGAAUGGGCACGAGCUGCUUGCUGCUGCCGAUCCGCAGAGCAAAUGAGGAUCUAAACUCCGUCUUGCUUUUUAGAAGUGAAUCUUUGUGGUCUCUCUUCCCAGUUAUUUUCAGCAAAGCAGGUGGGAGGGAAGUGGGGUCUAUUGGAUCAAGGACCUAGGAAACUAUUCUCUUAAGAGUUAAAAAUAAAAGUAGCUCUGACUGGGUUGCUCAGUGGGUUGGAGUGUCGUCCUGUACACCAAAAGGUAGUGGUUCGAUUCCUGGUCAAGGCACAUGCCUAGGUUGUGCGUUCGAUCUGUCAUGGCGUAUGCGAGAGGAAAUUGAUCAAUAUUCCCUCCCCCCGCCCCCCCCCCCAAGAAUCAAUGGAAACAUAUCCUUGGGUGAAGAUUUAAAAAUUUAAUAAAAUAAUAAAAAAAACAAGGGCUUUUAUGGCUGAACAUUGAGUAUGUCAUGAGAACAAGAAAAGGUGGUGGUGGUGGGGGAGGUUAAUCGAUUGUUCUGAUUUUGAUAAAUAGUGUCCCAAAUAGGGUUAGUCAAGCAUAGAAAAAGAUACAGAAAAAUAACUCCCCAGACUGUGAACAUUGGUUAUCUGAAGGGGUUAAGGUUGGAGGAGUAAGGAAAAGCAGUGAAAUGGAAAAAUAUUCAUGACAUGAUAAAUGAAAAUACAGAUUGUACAACUCUGAUAAUGGUGCAGAUAUGGACAGAUGAAACAAUUUGGUUACAUGGUGGUGUUGGAGGCAGUUUGCUUUUAUAUUUUUGUUACUAUAAUACGGAUUUUGCAAUAAGGUAUUUAA